UUCCUCCCACUCUCCACUCCCUUCUCCUUAUCCACAUUAAAGCCGCUCCCCACAUCACUCUGUCCAUUACCCUGCCUUACAGUAGCCACCACUUCUCAAUGGCCUCUACUGCAGCUGCAGUGACCAUGGCAAUGCCCUCGCCUUCCUCCAUUACCCUGAGGAGGGCCUUAAUAGGCUCCACUGCCUUGUUCCAUCCAAUGAGACCCUUACCAAGGGCCACCAUUUCUACCAAAAGAUCCCACGGCCGCCUUGCGGUCCAGGCAUCAUCAUCAUCAUCAUCAUCGACGAAGGAGCAGGCAGUAGCCAGACUAACAGCUGCAGCUUUGGCGGCCGCCCUGGUGAUCCCAGACAUGGCAGAGGCAGCUCAGCCAGGGGUCUCACCAUCACUGAAGAACUUCCUGCUCAGCAUUGUUGCUGGUGGUGUUGUGCUCGGCGUCCUUGUUGGGGCGGUGAUUGGAGUCGCCAACUUUGAUCCUGUCAAACGGAGCUGAAAACCAGCAAAUUAUAAUUAAUUGGAAUAUAUAUUCUCUAGAUGUUGUUUGAUUUUUCUAUAAAUCAUUGUAACUUUGCAUCAUCGGUGUUAUUUGUAAGUGGUACUUCCAAGCAAUGUUACUAGAACCUUGUGGGAAA
Messenger RNA from Elaeis guineensis (African oil palm), 630 nucleotides. RefSeq lists its product as uncharacterized. Lineage: Eukaryota; Viridiplantae; Streptophyta; Magnoliopsida; Arecales; Arecaceae. Gene Ontology annotation, biological process: photosynthesis. Gene Ontology annotation, cellular component: membrane; photosystem II. The record is from RefSeq and is a predicted model, not a curated record.